CUUGGUUAAAACUGUGUUUAUGCAAUUCACCAAAGGUGUUAUUCGAUCGUGGUUGCGCAAAUCAGUUGUUUUAUUUCACAUAGCGAGGAAAGCUGUGACGAUCGUGUAUUAAUGACCAUAGCGCAUCACAACUGGAACAACUGCUGAAUGGUCCGGCGAGUACACAGUGUCACUUACCUUGCCAAAUCAGGAACAAGGGUGUUGACAUAUAUUUUCAUGUCUUGAUAUGCUGAGGUGCAUCUCCAAAUUUGUUUCAAAGACAACUUGUAAAAUUAUUGGCGCCAAUACCAGACAUUUCCGUAAUUCUAACCUCUUAUAUAAGAUGACUGACACUUCACCUAACACAGAGGGUACGGAGUCUUCCCACUACACUGUGCUGGAUGUCAACGACUGGUCUGAGAAAUACUGGAAAACUGGACAAAUUGGUUUUCACAAGGACUAUGUGCACCCCCUUCUACUGAAGUAUGCUGACAAGCUGACCAAUGGAAAACCUGCCCAGAAGAUUCUUGUACCUUUGUGCGGCAAAACUCUUGACUUAAAAUGGAUUGCUGACCAGGGCCACACUGUCAUCGGAGUGGAGGCAGUGGAGCAGGCAGUGGUCGAGUUCUUCACGGAGCAAAACAUUGAGUACAGCAAGGAAACACUCACAGACAUCCCAGGAGAUUUGUACAAGAGUAGUGAUGGCCGAAUCUCUUUGUACAAAUGUGAUGUGUUUGAUUUCAACAGAUCCUUCAAGGACAAGGUUGAUGCUGUGUGGGACAGAGGCGCUCUGGUAGCCAUCAAUAGAGAGGACAGGGAGAGAUAUGCCGAUUUGAUAAAGUCUGUGUCAGCGCCAGCUUCUAGGAUUUUCGUCGUAACCUUGAACUAUGACCCAACUCUUUAUGGAGGUCCGCCACAUUUUGUGGAAGACGAACUGAUUCCGAAGUUAUAUGGUAGUCAGUACAAAGUGGAGAUUCUUGAUCGCCUUGACAGCUUAGAUGACAGAUGGAAGGAACGUGGACUGACCUACUUCGAAGAAGUACUACACUUUCUCUCCUACAAAGCAUAGCCAAACCAUGAAUGCCACCAUGUAAUAACCAGGAGUAGGUGAAUAAUCACCAUAAUGGGAUUGUGAUGGGGAUGUCAUCCUACUGAACUCAUUUAACCAGCAGGCACUAGAUUAGUUUACAGUAACCGGGCGCAGCACAGGUGCAUCUGCAGCACCUUCAUCACCUCACACGGAAACCUGGUACAGAAUAUGGCACACAAAUAUGUUCUAACAUGAGAGUAUAAUACAGCUCUUUCUCAAAGGCAUUACCCAUCAAAGGCGACUAUGCUUGUCGUAAGAGGCGACUAACGGGAUCGGGUGGUCAGGCUCGCUGACUUGGUUGAUGCAUGUCAUCGAUCCCAAUUGCGUGGAUCGAUGCUCAUUAUGUCAAUCACUGGAUUGUCUGGUCCAGGCUUGAUUAUUUACAGACCGCCGUUAUAUAGCUGGAAUAUUGCUGAGCGUGGCGUUAAACAACAAACAAACCAAACCAGUCAAAGGCAUUAUGGAGAACUGCAUCACUCGAGAUGUUUGAAAGGACCAUUCUUUAAACAUAUGAAGAUCCUGUUCCUCCAAAAAUGGUGAAGGUUCAUUCAGCUCCUUUCCAAAAAAUGAAUAGAGUGAUUCUUCCCCAAAGAUGGUCAGAACCAAAGUUAUCAACCUCCUGUGGCGUCACUCCAUUGUUCUUGCAGGUCACUCUUUUCUCGUAAGGUUCCUCCCUACUCAACCAGAAUAUUCUCGUAAUGUUACUCCCCACCCAACCAGAAUAUUCUUAAUAAUGUUCCUCUGGACCGGGAAAUUAUCAUAAUAAUGGCACUUUGCCCUGGGAAAUUAUCAUAAUAAUGUCCCUUUCACCCGGGAAAUUAUCAUAAUAAUGCCCCUUUCCCCUGGGAAAUAAUCGUAAUAAUGUCCCUUUGCCCCAGGAAAUUAUCGUUCUAAUGUCCCUCUGCUCCUGGAUCUGUAGUAUGGUCUUCUGUCAACAAAUAUCCUGUACAAUAUUCCAAAAUAGUUUUUUCACAUGCCAGCUCUUCAGAUUAGGAACAUUUUACAGAAUAUCCUGUCGGACAGAUACAUAUUAAAGCCCUAUUGAAUGAAGAAUAUUCAUGUUUUCAAAGUUUAUUAGAGGAGCAAAUUUUGGAUACAUUUUUUUCUUGUGAUGUACACUAUUUUCAUGUUAUAUUGAAAUUGAACACGAUCGGUUGAUCUUUUUAUGAAGUCACCUGGCCACCCGAGGUUUUCAUGUCCUUUGUGACCGUUGUGCUUCUCUGCAUCUUGGCAAUGGAUAUAAUAUUUAAAGCGACCUCACGUUGUUCGUCUGAUGUCGGCUUGUAGCAACGUACCGCCUUACUUCGGUGCCUUAGAAGUAAAUGGAUACAUAGUUUCAAUUUGUGAAGAUUCCUAAGAAUGUACUAUAAAUUCAAAAUGAAAUACAAAUACUAAAAUCCUAAAAUGUAAGGCUAGUUUUUUGUUAGUUAUUUGUCAUAUUUCAAACUUUUCAAAAUGUAGCCCUCAUGGUAAAGGUAAGCAAAUAUAAAUUCAAAAUAAAGAUUGAUGAUGACAAAAUGUUUCUUUUUGAGAAAAAUAAAAAAAAUGUCUACAGCAAUCCUGAGUAACAAACCAUGUGCGAUUGGGAAUGACAACAUAUUCUAUCUUUAAUAUAGAUAGUGAAAAUGUAAAAGUUACAAUUUGAUAAUUUAACAGCGGAGUACAAAGCACACAAUAUUACCGUUUGCGUUGUUGUGUUCGACCCAUGUGUUCCUAAAUGGCUAUUAAUUAUGUGAUAUAUUUCUAACUUUCUAUAUUAAUAAGUCUAAUGAACUGGUGCCUUUUGUUGAUUUGAGAUUUCCUUUUUUUUUCUUUUUCUUUUUUCUUUUUUUUUGUUUCCGAAUUGCGUGGAUCGGAGUUCAUUUUGUCAAUCACUGGUCCACUGUCAUAUAUGGAAUGUUGUGGUGUUAAACACACAUAUCAGGUUAUAUCGAGGUUUGUUUUUCAAGCCCUCUCCACCUGUGGAAGUUUGUGAUACAAGUAUGUCAUCAUGGUAAUCACCUGUUCUCGAACCACUAGACGGAUGAUUACCAUAUUUUCUAGACAACCUACAAACCAUGAGCUUGAUGUUCCAACAGCAUUGUUGGUUUGUUUGUUUAUUGUUUAAUGGUGCACUCAGCAAUAUUCCAGCCUUAUGAUGGCGGUCUGUAAAUAAGUGAGUCUGGACCUGACAAUCCAGUGAUUGACAUCAUGAGCAUUGAUCCACGCAAUUUUGAUACAAGUCACCAAGUCAGAGAGCCUGAUCUUCCGAUCCUGUAAUCACCUUCUACAACAAGCAUGGGUUGCUGAGGACCAAUUCUAACCCAGAUCUUCAUGGGUAUCUCUAACAGCAUUGAGCUGGUUUGUUAUUUGUGUGAUGACUUAUUUGUAUCAAUCCAACCCUAUUAUAACUUGCUUUUGAAAGUUUGCAAGAGGACAAAUGUGGCUAUUUGUAUAGGCAGGCACUUAAGUUGUUUAAAUGAAUAGGAAGUGUGACCUUUCCUCUCUGCAGUUGCUACCAACUCCACCAGUGUGAUAGUCCUAGGUCCCCUGAUGAGACUUUCGGUAUUUUGCUUUCACAAUGUUGACAGCAUGAUAAACAACACUGGAUGAAAUAUGAACUGUUAAUGGCUUUGACAUAUCUGUUAUGUUUCACUGGGGUCAAAGGUCAGUGUGUCUAAAGGGUAGAUCAUGAGUUAUAUUUAAAGCAAAUCUCUCAGGAACUGUGAGUCAAUUACCUACUUCAUGUUGGAUACACUUGUCUUCUCUGAGAAGUUGUGUGGCAAUGUAUUGCUCACCAUUGGAUGAAACAAUCAUAGGUGUUUUUAUCAUGUUUAUUUUAAUAAAAACUAGAGGAUUUUUAUGUAUAACCUAAA
This is a messenger RNA of Haliotis rufescens (red abalone), 3924 nucleotides long. RefSeq names its product thiopurine S-methyltransferase-like. Gene Ontology annotation, molecular function: thiopurine S-methyltransferase activity. The record is from RefSeq and is a predicted model, not a curated record. The transcript is spliced from 9 exons. NCBI's taxonomy places the organism in Eukaryota, Metazoa, Mollusca, Gastropoda, Lepetellida, Haliotidae. Bases 227 to 1048 code for a protein of 273 amino acids.